Molecule: messenger RNA, 3552 nt
Organism: Stegastes partitus (bicolor damselfish)
Lineage: Eukaryota; Metazoa; Chordata; Actinopteri; Pomacentridae
Gene: ston1
Product: stonin 1
Exons: 4
Coding region: 243-2369 (708 amino acids)
Biological process (GO): endocytosis; regulation of endocytosis
Source: RefSeq, a predicted model, not a curated record
UGGAGGACAGUCUGUGUGAACUCGGGAGGGGAAGCGCCGCGCUGUUAAAACUCCCAGGAUUUACACUCUGCCAUUUUGAGCAAAAAACCGGCCGACGUCGGAGUUCAGACGUGUCCAUCACGCAGAAGUCAUGACCUGAAACCAACAGCACCGAAACUAGGAGAAGGCCUCUGAAUUGCCGGUCAGUUAAUUCGACAAAGGAAAAACUGUUGUUUCGAACGAGUCAGCAGAUCCCCUCAGCCAUGUGUUCCACAAAUCAUUCGAACUGGGUCACAUUUGAAGAUGACAACACGCCGCUCUCAUCACCUCAGAAGCCCCUGCAGUCACCCGGGCUUAUCAAAGCAUCAAUACCACGUCCCAAUGGUCUGAAAUUAGUGCUGCCUCCAAUCAGAGACACUUCCUGGAGCUUCAGUAGUUCCCUGGAAUCCCCUCAAAGCCACUCAAGUCUUAGUGGAAGUUCCUGUGUACCAUGUAACACACCCUUUUGCACUCCUGUGAGUGGGGUUCCUAGUAGCUCGUCCCCAUUUCACUCUAACGCGAGGGAAAAGAACAACUUUUUCCGGAGUUUCUCCAGCACAUCUACCGCCUCUGUUCCCUCUCCUGCACCAGAGGCUCUUAAUCAAACCUCAGACGGACCAAGCCCUUUCCCCUCUUUCCAGGGGAACUCAGGACACUAUAACCCCUUCUGGGAUGGAUCUAGACACAGUGAAGAUGUGGGCAGCUCCUCCUCAGACUCAGAAUCUGACAACAGCCUACCACGUUUCUUUAUUCGGACCAAAGACGGCAGUGAGCCACCACGUGACCAACUCCAGAACUCUUUCUCCUACGUUUGCCACAAGCUAGAAGGCCUACAAGCAGAAACGGACCAAGAAACAGAAACAGAAAAGGAUGGGGAGGGUCGGCUAAGUUGCAAGAAUGAGGUGUUGAGUGAGGGUUCAUCCCAGUUCGUUCCUCGGGGCCUGUUUCGUAGUCAGAAGAGAGAUGGCUGGUCAGUCAUGCUCAGGAUUCCUGAAAAAAAGAACCGCAUGUCCUCUCGACAGUGGGGGCCAAUCUACCUCCGCUUGUUGCCAGGAGGUGUGCUGCAAAUGUACUAUGAGAAAGGCCUGGAGAAGCCAUAUAAGGAGUUCCAGCUUCUCCCUCAGUGCAGGCUCUCGGAUCUUAAACUUGAAACCUAUGGCGAGCCCCGCAAAGUCCUUACAGUCAAGGUGGAACAUUUCUCUUAUACAGAAAAGAAACGCUAUCACCCAAAGUUGGAGGUUAGUCAUGACGCAGAGGUGGAGCAGCUGCUCAAGUUUGGCUCCACAGUGCAUGAUGAGAUGGAAGACCUGGUAGUCUCUAUGGAAGAGGAGAUCUUCAAGCUGUGUUUGCCCCACCAGCAGAGGCGCCACUACGAGGAGCAGGAAUUGUCGUUGCAGAUUACUGAUCACAUCUGGAUACAGCUGGAUAAGUUUGGGGGAGUCAUCGAGCGGACGGCCUUCACCCAGAUUCACUGCCUUGCUUUUCUGAACGGACUAGGGGACUGUUUUUUGGCCCUUAAUGACCUUGGUUUGCUGCACUUUAACUCCAGCUAUGGGUCAGAGGAGGGCAAUGAACUCUGGAUGGAGAUUGCAGACUGUCAUUUUCACAAAUGUGUGAAUGAGACGGAGUUUCAGAAGUCCCGGCUGAUUAAAUUCUCACCUCCUGACGCGUGCAGGGUGGAGCUGAUGCGGUACAAAACGACAGUCUUGGGUUGCACAGAAAUUCCUUUCUCCAUCAAAGCUGUGGUCACAGUUCAAGGUGCCUAUGUGGAGCUCCAGGCCUUUCUCAACAUGUCUUCCACCUUCCUUUCCUCCAUGAGGGUGUCUGACCCUCACUACCCACUGUGUGAGAAUGUAGUGAUCCGUGUGCCGGUGCCAGGCGACUGGGUCAAAGUGACACAGACGGUGGCCUUACUGCGACAAAGGUCACUGAAGGCACGAAUGAACAGAAAUGCCUGCUUGGGCGCCGUCAGCGCUGCAGAUUCACAGCCUGUCAUGCAGGUGUCAAUCGGCACUGUCAAGUACGAGAAUGUAUAUUCAGCCAUCGUGUGGAAGAUCGACAGACUGCCAGCAAAGAAUACAGCAGUGGAUCAUCCCCAUUCAUUUUCCUGCAAACUGGAGCUGGGAUCCGAUCAGGAGAUCCCAAAUGACUGGUACCCUUUUGUCACCAUGGAAUGUGAAAUUAUGGGCGCUGUUGUGUCACAGACCAGAGUUAAGUCCCUGGGCACUGUCAACGACAUCCAGCCACAGAAACAUGUGACCAGUUGGACACGCUAUCAUUGUCAGGUUGAAGUGGAGAAGAAAUGGAUUGAAACAGAGUCACAGAGGCAGUCUGGCUGUAUGACACAGUGAUGAUUAAAGAAGCUUUGAAGAGGAUGUUAUCCCUUUGGUCCAGGAGAUUUCAAAAACCUUCUUAAAGUUGAAAAGGGAUAACAAAAAAAAAAAAAAAGCAAAAAAAGAACAUAAACAAGGGUGAUGAGGGACUUUCUGCUUAUAUCUGGUGUCAAAUUCAUCUAAUUCCACAUAGCCUGGUAGCAUUUCUCAUGGAGGUGAACUGAUUUUUGUAUCCUUUAACUGAGACUGAAUUAUUCUAGACCUUAUAAACAAUUUAACGCAGUCCUUUUGCCUAGCACUUUACAUUUCAUAGAUUUAUUAAUUGUAAUAUUACAGUUUAUACGAGUAAUGUAUAUAAGCUUGCAUUGUCUGCACUGUCUUCCAGAAUGAUCGGCAGCCUUAAUAAAUGCACGGCACAUGGGCUGUAGAAGAUAAACAACUUAAGUAAUGAUUUGUAUUUAUUCGGUUUGAGAUAAGCUCAUUAUCAGCAUUUCUUAAUGACCGGGGCCUUCUUUGUUGCCCAGCAGUGUUUAAAGGUAACAUACUUCCAAAUGGCUUCAUGUAUGUGGGAAUCCUUACGAUUGUGCUCAUUUCUAUGUGCCAAUGGUGUGAUAGUUUUUUAAUUAUUGCAUUCUUGGAAUUAUGAUAUAUUAGAGCCCAUAUGCAUUUAAUUUCACUUAUCAGUUACUAUCAGUCAAAUAUUAUUACACAUUAAUAACAGUGCAUUUGCAAAGUAAAACAGCAAUUUUAAAGGAACCCAGCAGGAAUAUGACUAACUGCAGCUUAUUUUGACCUCCUUCUGUUCUUCAUCAGUUAUAGUCUUAAAGCAGCCUAACACAAAUUCUGAAAGGUAUGAAAAGUCUACUGUGCAGCAUUGAGUGCUGAUAUUCUAUAAAGUGAGAUUUUAUGAUUUUUUUUUUUUUUUUUUACAUGAAACAUUACUUUUGCUGCUUAUCUUUAAGUGACCUUUGACUUUAUACCAAGGUUAUAUUUUGGAGGACUGUAAUUUUAUUUAAGCAAAUCAAAUCUUUAUUAUGUGAUCUUUCUGCUUCUGGGUUAUGAAUAGGGUGGAUUGGAAAAAAAAAAAUAAAGCAAUGGUGAAGGUUCAUAAUGAACAAGGUCUUCAAUGACAGCUUGUAUGUAUGAGGUACCUGGCUUAAGCUGGAUAUGUGUACAUCAAGAGUAAAAAAAUUAAAUUAAA